AUGUCUACUGAGGAAUGCAUAUCGUCAUCUAAAAUCUUCAUGGGUACAAAAUCAGCCGGUGAUGGGAUAGAUUUUACUACUAGCGGAGGAUGUUUGGAGUGUAAGAGAGCUACUUUUGCUCCAGAUGACAAGAUGAUAAUUGGAGCUAUUCUAGAUUCAGAAUUAUUAAUAAAGGUACGACCUAUCAGUCAGCCGAACUUGUCAGACAGGGCUACUGAUUUCAGUUGUGUUAACGAGAAAGAAAAUAGUGAGUACGUUCCAGUAGCUAGUUUCAGGAAGGAUCUAACACCUGCAAAAAAUGUUGUAGACUUUUAUUUUAACGAGUUGCUUAAAAAUUAUUUGCAUGUGAAGAACAGUAAAAGAAACAUAGCUAUCGAUAUAUCCACGCAGGAAAAAUGGGACCUGGUCUGUUGCAAGUACGGCGCGCUAAUAAGCAGAGAAAGUAAGGUACGUAACAACCACCCUUCAGAAAACGCUGCCAUAAAUCAAGUACCUCGCGACAAGGAUGAGAGGACGCCUGUAGGUAACUCCUUUGAUGACUUGCAGCAAUUAGAGAGGUUUCUACACUUGCGGAAAAACUGUUUGGGGUUUAUUUCUCGAGGGGGCCUUUUGCAGCUUCAUACCUAUGCCACCUCUGCGAGUGCAGAAACAGAAUAUAUAUACCUUAGGUGUUACAAGGCGUUAAUUGCCCAAGAAGCAGGACGUGAUGCGGUGCUCGACAACCUAGAAGUAAUUAAAUUACUAUGCAAAUAUAUGUCAGAUUUGAACGCCCAUGCCAGAACAAGGUUACUAGCAACAGAAAUUUUGUUAGUACUUACAUACAAGGGUAGCACAAAAAUAUGUCGAGAGUUAGAGAGCUUUUAUUCUACUUGGCUUAAAGCAGUUGAAAAUACAAUAACUGAUGAGUCAACUUGGUACCAUCCUGAGCUGAAUAUGGAGCAACCACAUCAAUUUGUAAUAGACUAUUGCGUAUCUACCAUGUUUCUUAUAAACUCGAGCAUCCAAGGCUUAAGCUCUAAUAGCGAGAAAACGAACAUGUUAGCAAUGCUGAAAGAUGCCGGCAUUCAUAAAAUAUUCCAUCGCAUUGUAAGCUCCGGUGAAAAGUUUAAUUCUGAGAUAUUACUAGAUGAAAUUACUAAAUAUCAAAGUCGAGAGGAAGAUAUUAAUGCUGAAAGUGUGGUCGAAAAGAACAGUAUUCUGGAAGUUUCGUUUGAAACACAGAUGAAUACAAUAGUUACCUUAACACAGGGCACUCCGUUAGAAACGUCAAUGAAUCAUGUGAUGGGUUCGCUAAGAAGGGCUAUUACUUCAAGGACAUCCGAUGAGUCUGUGAAACUUCUUCAGGUUUUUGAGGCUUUAUUCCAUUACCUUACUGCAUCUGCACAUGGAGACAGCGUAUUAGAUUCUUCUCUGAAAGUCACAUUAAAUGAAUUAAUGGACAGCUUGCAAUCGAAGCAAAUUCACAAGAGAGCAAUAAACGAGCUAGAGAAUAUGAAGUCAAUGAUGGAAGCAAUGAAGGCUAAGAUCAGGAAGCUUGAACACCAAAAACAAAUCACUAAGAAUGUACUAUCAGAUGAGCAGCAGUUUACUGUUCGGCCUUUAUCAAAAAAAAUCGAUUAUAUUACAGAAUUGGAAGAGAAAUUGGAGGAAAUAGAGAAACAAAGGAAAAACGAGCGUCUUAGAUACGAACGUGAGUUAAGUAACAAGGAAAAAGAGAAGCGGUUUGCAAAUAAUGCUAUUUCAUUAUUUGCUACAUUGAAAAAUGGUAAUGGCUUACCCCAUACAAGUAUUGGGCGCGUUCCAUCAUUCAGUGUCAGCAAACGGGUAUCAAAAUUACCUCAACUGCCAGGAAGUGUUGCCAGGAGAAGUCUAAGUGACCCUGAUGCUUUAAUUGGCUCAGAAAAUGAAAAUUCCCAGGCUGAGAAUGUAAUCUACACAACGGCAAAGGAUGGAAAUGAAGAUGUUAAUAAAAUAGCAUUACAACAGCAGCAAUUCAUGACGAAUGUGCCCGACAUGCCCUUAGCAAUUUCACCUGUACCAACAUUAUCUUCGAAUGUCAUUAAAACGCAUAACCCUAAAAAUGAACUACCCGGAACUACUACUUCAGUGGACCCUAUAAUACGCACAUCUGUGGAUUGCAAAACUACGACUGGUACCCUUUCAAAAACUACCACAUCUGUCGAAAAGACUCUAUCAUGCAUGACGCCCCUGUCACUGCCUCCUCCGCCUCCCCCCUUACCAAAUCUUCUUUUGAAAGAAGCUUCUUCCAAGUCCGCGAGUUCAGCUAAAACAGUACUACCUCCCCCUCCUCCCCCUCCGCCCCCUCCUCCUCCUCCAUUGCCCACUUCAUUAUUGAAUAUAGCGUCCGAACAAUCACCAAAUUCUGUAGCGUUUCCAUCGACGCUAUCACCACCUCCACCACCUCCCCCGUUGCCUCCAUCUCUAAAUAAAACUUCAAAUAUGCUGUCUCCGUCACCACUCUCGCCACUUUCUUCUCUUUCUCCACCAGCACCACCACCGCCUUUAUCAAUUUUUGGCCAAUUGAAUCCAAAUGAAUUAACUAAUAGUCCACCACCACCACCGCCACAACCAUCAGCUCUUGAUGAACCGCAUCAAAAAGUGGUCAAAUUAAGACAAAUACACUGGGAUAAAAUAGAUGACAUUAAAGAGACAGUAUGGUGCGACAAAAAAUGGCGAAUUUCUAAAAGCAGCGAAUUGGCGGACUUUGGUAUCUUCAAAGAGAUCGAAGAGUUAUUUGAAGUCAAACCGGUCACCCCAGUAGUCACGAAUAUGAAAUCGCGAUUUCAAAAACCAAACACCAACAAAGUAUCCUUACUUUCACGGGAAUUGGCUCAGGAAAUUGCAAUUAAUCUUCACAUUUUCGCACAUUAUUCCGUGGAGGAAUUGGUUGAGAAGGUUUUAGCAUGUGAUACAGAAGUCAUGUCUAAUUAUAGCGUAAUUGAAUUCUUCUGCAAAGAGGAAGUUAAUAAUAUCACACAGAGCGUGCAAAGGAUGUUCUCACCAUAUGGCACCAAUUUCGCUACCAAUGAGUUACCAGAAAAGGAUCCAAAUACUUUAGAGCGCUCAGACCGGAUAUUUUUGGAGCUAUUCUUUAAUUUACGUGCAUAUUGGCCCACAAGGUCUAGUUAUCUCCGUACCAUGUCCUCUUUUGAAAGGGACUAUUACGAUAUUUUGUUCAAAUUGCAAAGGAUUGAUGAUGCAACAAAAGCCAUCCAAAAUUCAACCAAAUUAAAAGAGCUAUUUUUCAUUAUUAUUGAAAUUGGUAAUUAUAUGAACCAGAAGCCAGCACUUGGUAUCCAAUUGAGCUCACUAAACAAACUAGCAUUCACCAAGUCAAGCAAAGACAACAACAUCUCGUUCAUACACGUCAUCGAGCGCAUUGUUCGCACAAAGUAUCCUUCUGUGCAUGACUUCGUGGAGAGUUUAGAGAAAAUCUCUGACGUAUCUAACAUAGUAGUCCAACAUGUGCAGCAGGAAGCCGAAGAAUUCUAUGAAAAGAUAAUAAAUUUGGAAAACCUAUUAACAGUAGGAAGACUCUCAGACUCUUCUAAAUUCCAUCCCAAAGACCAGUUUCUCACGCUGACCCAAUCAAAAGUCGCCCAAGCAAGACAAAAGGCCGACCUUUUGAAAGACCAAUGUACCCUCACAAUUGGCGAUUUUGACAAGCUGAUGAUUUACUGGGGUGAAAAUGCCAGCAAGGUAACAAGUCGCAACACCUUCUUCAAGAAAUUUAUAGAUUUUAUGUUAUUGUUCAAAAAGGCCAACAAGGAAAAUAUCGAACGCGAAGAACUACAUCGCGUCUACGAAAAGCGCAAGCAGGAACUGUCGGAAGCGGCAUCCGCCCAUGCUCAUGCUCAGGGUUCCUUUGAUAAUCCAUCCUCAUUAUCCAAUGAGCCAUAUGACCAUGACGCAGUUGAUCGCUUAAUUAGAAAGCUUCGAGAUUUACGUCAACAUGAAAAUAGAAAUCUACGAGAUCGCAAGAACGAAUCCCCCAGGAGCAACUGCAGGAGUAAGCCAAGAGAGAUGGAGGAUGAUUUAUUAUCAAGAACGCAAGAAUUGUUAUCAGACAUUAAAAAGAUAUGA
Molecule: messenger RNA, 4104 nt
Organism: Eremothecium sinecaudum
Lineage: Eukaryota; Fungi; Ascomycota; Saccharomycetes; Saccharomycetales; Saccharomycetaceae
Gene: BNR1
Product: formin BNR1
Exons: 1
Coding region: 1-4104 (1367 amino acids)
Biological process (GO): barbed-end actin filament capping; mitotic actomyosin contractile ring assembly; actin filament bundle assembly
Cellular component (GO): cell division site; cellular bud neck; mating projection tip
Molecular function (GO): actin binding; small GTPase binding
Source: RefSeq, a predicted model, not a curated record